Messenger RNA from Dunckerocampus dactyliophorus (ringed pipefish), 1215 nucleotides. RefSeq names its product CD2 (cytoplasmic tail) binding protein 2 (gene cd2bp2). Gene Ontology annotation, cellular component: U5 snRNP. Bases 346 to 777 code for a protein of 143 amino acids. The transcript has 3 exons. The record is from RefSeq and is a predicted model, not a curated record. NCBI's taxonomy places the organism in Eukaryota, Metazoa, Chordata, Actinopteri, Syngnathiformes, Syngnathidae.
ACUUAGCGUCUGCGAAGAAGAAGAAACCACAGAAGAAGAACAGAAAACGAACGACGUUUGAAUUGUUAUCAGGUUACACUUCUCAGAUAUUUGUUAAUUUGUUACAUGUUUCAAAGAUCUUAACCGACAUUAUCAGAACGCGAGAGUUGGGCUUUGGCUCCCUAACGAAACACAGCUUCAUCUUAACGCAAACAUGCUAUUAAACGCUUCACAUUCCUGCAUGUGCUGGCUAACGUGUUAGCAACAGCGCUAACGUGAUUCACUGCGCCAAUAUUCACCACUUCACCGCCUCUUUGUCCCCUCCUUCUUUCCUUCCUUUGGGAAUAAGUUGCAUUUUAAAGCACCAUGUCCAAAAGGAAAGUUACGUUUGCGGAUGGUGACGGGGAGGUGGGCUUGGAGGAUGAGGUCCCGAACAAGAAGACUUGUGAGGUGGUGAGUGGACCUGGCUCCAGAUUCAAGGGCAAACAUUCCCUGGACAGCGAUGAAGAGGAUGACGGGGAGGACACGGAAAGCAGCAAAUAUGAUAUUUUGGCCAACGAUGAUGUUGACGGUCAAGAGAACGCGACGAUUGACUUUGACGAGGGGGUCUCCAUCACGCCUUUCAACCUGGAGGAGGAGAUGGAGGAGGGUCACUUUGACUCAGAGGGAAACUACUUCAUCAAAAAAGAGCAACAGAUUCGAGACAACUGGCUGGACAACAUCGACUGGGUAAUUGCCUUGCAAAGAGCUUUCAGUGUUUCCCACAGGACUGCAAUGUACAAGUGGCGGGGGUGGUGACGUAAUAGUCUAAGCAAAAAGUGAGUAAAAAAAACAAACACAAAAAGCCAUACAAAUAUGUUUAAGACUAUAAACAAGACAGAGCCACCUGUGGGCCCACAGCAGCACUUGCUAAUUGUUGAGAAGAGCGAUAUGUGCUUUCAUGUCAGUUGCCAAAAGUCUCACUAGAUUUGAGUAGCUUUAAAAAAAAAAAAAAAAUGUAAAGAGUAUCUAGAGGUACUCAUUUCAAGUUGUCAACACUGAUCCCUCCUGCUACAUGUUCUUAUUCUCUGGCAGACCGGGUGCGUUAUAAUGCGUUUCUGAACGAGGCCAAACCGGUUGCGGCAAAUGUAUUUGUGGCGGUCCAAAUGUAUUUGUGGCAGGCCACAAAUGUAUGGGAAACGCUGCCUUUUCUGUGGAGAAAUGUGCUGCAAUAACCCCCCCCACCACCACCCCAUU